Molecule: messenger RNA, 554 nt
Organism: Thermothielavioides terrestris NRRL 8126
Lineage: Eukaryota; Fungi; Ascomycota; Sordariomycetes; Sordariales; Chaetomiaceae
Exons: 1
Coding region: 176-373 (65 amino acids)
Source: RefSeq, a predicted model, not a curated record
UGUGUGCGUUCAACCGCCGCAUUCUGCUUCAACCCGCGAGCACUUGGUGGCGCGAGAAGCUGACAGAAGCGGAACAUCGCCAGUCAGAGAGACAUGCCAGCUCGGCGCACGCUGCGCGGCGGACAGCGCACCCAUCCGGUCGGCGCGGCGACUUUCGAUCGAGCGACUCCACAGCAUGCUGGCUCUUCCCGAGCCGUGGGCAAAAGAGGGGACCCUCGAGGCCGCCGUCAGGAUGAUCCUGACUGAUCUCUGCACCGGAGAAACCCAGGACUUGCGGGCCCAUGUCGAUCUCGCCCGCGAGAUUGCCGGGCAACUUGGAGGGCUGAGCAGCCCGGGGCUGAGCGGAAUACUGGCAAGGCUGGUGGUCGUGUAAGUGCUCCUCUCAACAAUUCACCCCCCCCCCCCCCCCCCCCCCGCUGCCCAUCCCCAACCUUCCCAGACGACCACCCAUCCCGGACUAACAACCCCCAAGCGCAGACCUCGCCACAGCCGUAGCCCUCGAGACACCGCCCUCGCACUCACCCGAUGACCUCGCCGCCUACACCGGCCUCUCC